CAUGUUGUGAGGGAACUUAAUAAAAUCGUCGAUAACUAUUGGAUGGGGCAGUAUAUUAGUUUCAGCAGCGCUCCAAAAGAAGUAAAGAAUUUGUGGUGGAAUGAGUUCAAGCGGAAGUUUAGGUGGGAUGAAAUUGAAGAGAAUGAAGUUAAAAGAAUUUUUAAGAAGAAAGCCGGUGAUCACAUGCGAAAUGUGAUGAAUAAAGCAAAGAGAAAGCAACGAAAGCCGGAUUUUAUUACAGCUGAUAAUUGGAUGGAAAUUACGAGAACUUGGGAAACUGAGAAGCAUAAGCAAAUAAGUAAACAGAAUAAGAAGAAUCGAGCUUCUAGUUCUAGUGAAGGGUCUGCGUCUGCCACAUAUGCUGGGGGCUCUAUCAACAUCGGGGAGCAUAGAAAAAGAAUGGCAGAUGAAUUGGGGACAGAACCGACGUUUACAGCUACAUUUGAACGUACAUUUCAGAAAAAAGACAAGACGUGGACUGGCGAUCGAGCAAAAGCUAUUAAGGAAAAAUAUGAUGAACUUUUAAUGAGCACUGCUAGUGGUGGUGAUGGUGGUGAUGGUGUUGCUGCGUCUGAGCCAUCGGUUGACAGCAUGGCAUUAUGGCUGGAGGCAUCGGGUGGGAUGAAAGGAGGAAAAAUAUUUGGGAUGGGAUCCUUGUCAAGGGCAUACACAACCAAGGGUGCUGCAACUUCAUCCUCCAAUGCGACUGUUUCAAGGAGGACACGACAUGAGGAGCAAAUGACCCAAGAAUUGAGCCAACUGAAAGAUUUACUUGUACAAAAGGACGAAGAAUUCAAACAUUUACUUGGACAAAAGGAUGAAGAAAUGAGAGCAGUGAAACAACAAAUGCAAUUGGUCUUGCGACACCUCAACCUCGAUCACGAUGAGGUUCCUCAUGUACAUCCCAAUAAUCCAAUAGGUGAUGGGCACAAUGAUGAGCCACACAAUGAUAAUGAGAUUGCUGAUGAUGAUGAUGAUGAUGAUGAAUUUAUUAGCAAUCCUUGCUAGUUCAGGAGCU
Syzygium oleosum is the source of this 1018-nucleotide messenger RNA. RefSeq lists its product as uncharacterized. The coding region runs from base 43 to 1008 and encodes 321 amino acids. The record is from RefSeq and is a predicted model, not a curated record. The transcript has 4 exons. NCBI's taxonomy places the organism in Eukaryota, Viridiplantae, Streptophyta, Magnoliopsida, Myrtales, Myrtaceae.